AUCCAAGUGGAGGAAAAAGAAGAUGAUACUGAGGAAAGUUCAAGUGAAGAGGAAGAGGAGGAGGAAGACAAACUACCUCGAAGAGAGAGCAUGAGACCAAAGAGGAAACGGACCAGAGAUGUCAUCAAUGAAGAUGACCCAGAACCUGAACCAGAGGAUGAAGAAACGAGGAAGGCCAGAGAAAAAGAGAGAAGGAGGAGGAUGAGGAGAGGAGAGGAAGAAGAAGAAGAAAUCGAUGAAGAGGAAUUGGAAAGAUUGAAGGCAGAGUUAGAUGAGAAUAGACAAAUGAUUGCUACUGUCAAAUGCAAGCCUUGGAAAAUGGAAAAGAAGAUUGAAGUUCUCAAGGAAGCAAAAAAAUUUGUGAGUGAAAAUGAAGGGGCUCUUGGGAAAGGAAAAGGAAAACGGUGGUUUGCAUUUAAGAUGAUGAUGGGCAAGAAAUGGGCAAAAUUUCUCCGUGAUUUUGAGAACUUCAAAGCUGCUUGUGUCCCCUGGGAAAAUAAAAUCAAGGCAAUUGAAAGUCAGUUUGGCUCAUCAGUGGCCUCAUAUUUCCUCUUCAUGAGAUGGAUGUAUGGAGUAAAUAUGGUUCUCUUUAUCCUGACGUUCAGCCUUAUCAUGUUGCCAGAGUACCUCUGGGGUUUGCCAUAUGGCAGUUUACCUAGGAAAACGGUUCCCAGAGCUGAAGAGGCAUCAGCAGCCAACUUUGGUGUGUUGUAUGACUUCAAUGGAUUGGCUCAAUAUUCCGUCCUCUUUUAUGGCUAUUACGACAAUAAACGAACAAUUGGAUGGAUGAAUUUCAGAAUGCCACUAUCCUAUUUUCUGGUGGGGAUCAUGUGCAUUGGAUACAGCUUUCUGGUUGUCCUUAAAGAGAUGACCAAAAAUAUUGGUGAUGACGGAGGUGGUGACGACAACACCUUCAACUUCAGCUGGAAGGUGUUCACCAGCUGGGACUACCUGAUUGGCAAUCCUGAAACAGCAGACAACAAAUUCAAUUCUAUCACAAUGAACUUUAAGGAAGCUAUAAUAGAAGAAAGAGCAGCCCAAGCAGAAGAAAACGUCCACUUGAUCAGAUUCCUGAGGUUUCUUGCUAACUUCUUCGUGUUUCUAACACUUGGCGGGAGUGGAUACCUCAUCUUUUGGGCUGUGAAGCGAUCCCAGGAAUUUGCGCAGCAAGAUCCUGACACCCUUGGGUGGUGGGAAAAAAAUGAAAUGAACAUGGUCAUGUCCCUCCUGGGGAUGUUCUGUCCAACAUUGUUUGACUUAUUUGCUGAAUUGGAAGACUACCAUCCCCUCAUCGCUCUGAAAUGGCUCCUCGGACGCAUUUUUGCUCUUCUUUUAGGCAACUUGUAUGUAUUUAUUCUUGCCUUGAUGGAUGAGAUUAACAACAAGAUUGAAGAGGAGAAGCUAGUAAAGGCCAAUAUUACUCUAUGGGAAGCUAACAUGAUCAAGGCCUACAAUGCAUCACUCACUGGAAAUACCACUGGGCCACCCUUUUUUGUGCACCCUGCAGAUGUACCUCGAGGACCCUGCUGGGAAACAAUGGUGGGGCAGGAAUUUGUGCGGCUGACCGUUUCUGAUGUUCUGACCACCUACGUCACAAUUCUCAUUGGGGAUUUUCUCCGAGCAUGUUUUGUGAGGUUUUGCAAUUACUGCUGGUGCUGGGAUUUGGAAUAUGGAUAUCCUUCAUACACCGAAUUUGACAUCAGUGGCAAUGUCCUCGCUCUGAUCUUCAAUCAAGGAAUGAUCUGGAUGGGCUCCUUCUUCGCUCCCAGCCUCCCAGGCAUCAAUAUCCUUCGGCUCCACACAUCCAUGUACUUCCAGGGCUGGGCUGUGAUGUGUUGCAACGUUCCUGAGGCCAGGGUCUUCAAAGCUUCCAGAUCGAAUAACUUCUAUCUGGGAAUGCUGUUGCUCAUCCUCUUCCUGUCCACCAUGCCCGUCCUGUACAUGAUCGUGUCCCUCCCACCAUCUUUCGACUGUGGCCCCUUCAGUGGCAAAAAUAGGAUGUUUGAAGUCAUUGGAGAGACACUGGAACAUGAUUUUCCAAGCUGGCUGGCAAAGAUCUUGAGACAGCUUUCUAAUCCCGGAUUAGUUAUUGCUGUUAUUUUGGUUAUGGUUUUGACUAUCUAUUAUCUCAAUGCUACUUCAAAAGGCCAGAAGGCAGCAAAUCUGGAUCUAAAAAAGAAGAUGAAACAGCAAGCUUUGGAGAACAAACUGCGAAACAAGAAAAUGGCAGCUGCACGAGCAGCUGCAGCUGCUGGAGGCCAGUAA
This is a messenger RNA of Lipotes vexillifer (Yangtze River dolphin), 2265 nucleotides long. RefSeq names its product transmembrane channel like 1 (gene TMC1). NCBI's taxonomy places the organism in Eukaryota, Metazoa, Chordata, Mammalia, Artiodactyla, Lipotidae. The record is from RefSeq and is a predicted model, not a curated record. Gene Ontology annotation, molecular function: voltage-gated calcium channel activity; mechanosensitive monoatomic ion channel activity. Bases 91 to 2265 code for a protein of 724 amino acids. The transcript is spliced from 19 exons. Gene Ontology annotation, biological process: detection of mechanical stimulus involved in sensory perception of sound; vestibular reflex. Gene Ontology annotation, cellular component: plasma membrane.